GUUGUUUCGCCGUUAAUCGAAAAUGUUUGCGGCGACGUUAGGAUGUACGAAAACGUUUUCUCGCCAAAACUGUGUGAAUAGCAGUAGAAAUCUGCCGAUUAAAAUGUCUUAAAUCGUCUACGUAUAGUACAUAAAAGAACCAAACGUGAAAGUGAUCGAAUUAAAACUAAGCGCUCGACUUGGAAGCGUAAUUCAUAAAAAAGUAAAAAAAUAUAUAUAUAUAUAUAUAUAUUUCGGUGUGCCAGUGAGUGCGGAAAUAGUAGUUGCAAGUGCAAAAUACUGCGUAAAACGUGAAAGUUUCCAAUAACACCGAACCAACGGCCGUUUUGUAGUAAAUAUACAUACGCGCCUAGUACAUAUAUACAUACAUUCGAAUAUACACACAGCCGAAUAUCCACCGACGAAGCUAACUGCUUAUUGCUUUUUGCUGAUGUAAGUUGACAUCAAAAAAGAAGUCCAAGAGUAACGUGGCAGAGGCGAAACACCGGCGCAGCGUCACUAGCAGAUAACAAGCAGUCGGUCCAAAUUUUAUAUCCAAGAAAGCGAGCGCAUUUGACGCUUGCGGGGUGACCAAAUGCAUAGACAACAUAUGUCGCACCCACGAGCAGUCCAAGACCAAGAGUUGCGUCCCCGACCGUUUGUUGUAUAUUACAUACGCUCAUAGAGGGCGGCCACCCCACCAAAGCAGACAGAGAGUCCUUGCACUUGGGCAGGGAUCCAGAGAGCCUCAGAGUGCUCAGCAAGCCGGACCAGCAGCGGCACAGCAUUAAAGGUUGCGCCAAGAAAAGAGCAACAAAGAAGAUGAUGAAACGCACCCGUGUCGACGAGGUGCAGUUCGGGACACGACCCGGUCCUCCGACAUCUGGUGGCGUGGGCGUUGGAGUCGUGGGCGUGGCAGGAGGAGGCCCAGCGUCAGGCAGCGGUGGCACCGCUACCGUUGGCGUCAACACAGCCGGCGUGACCAUAGGAACUGUGGUGCCAGGUGGUGCUCACAACGCCACCAUCAGUGGCAUCGGUUCCAUUCACCAUCGCAUCCUUACCCCACAGCAUGGAGGAGCCCAAACCAUUGCGUAUUUGCCGUCCACCACGCCGUCGGCAACGAAUUUGAAGACCACAAGCUCGAUUGUGGACAGUACUAGCGCUGGAGGACCAGUGGGAUCAGGUGCCCAGGUGGCCGUUGGAGGAGUAGGCGCCGCAGCUGGUGGCGGAGGCGUGGCCGUUUCCACCGGCAGCACGGGCACCCAGACAUUACAGUAUACAACAUCUUAUAGCGUGGCUUCCAUUCAGGCGGGUGGAACUCUCAAAGCCAACACAGCCGAUGUGGCCAACACGGUACAGAUUCACGUGACAGGUGGAGCAGGAGCAAACAAUCCUGCCAGUGCACAGACUGUUUCGAGCAGCUCACAAACGGGCACACUUCGUCAGCGCACAAUCAGCGGCACCCAGACGGUGGCCACUGCUGUCGGAAACUUGGCCUCGAUGUCCCAACAACAACCAGUUCAGCAGCCACCAUUGGCUGCCGCUCAAACGCCGCCAUCAUCCGUGGUGGCAAACAGCAUCCCAGUGGGUGGGACCACGCCGCCGCAGGGACAAUCGGGUAAUGCCACGCCACGCUUGAAAGUGGAAGACGCUUUGAGCUACCUGGACCAGGUGAAGUACCAGUAUGCCGACCAGCCGCAGAUCUACAACAACUUCCUGGACAUUAUGAAGGAGUUCAAGUCGCACUGCAUCGACACACCCGGAGUGAUUGAGCGCGUAUCGACGCUCUUCAAAGGACACACGGAGCUUAUUUAUGGCUUCAACAUGUUCCUGCCGCCGGGCUACAAGAUCGAGAUUCACUCGGAUGCGCUUGGCUGCUCGGUGCCUGUUGUCUCGAUGCCUUCGCCCCCGGGAGCACCGUCGAGCACGGGAACGGUGCACAUGCUCACCGGAAGCAGUCCCUUGUCAGCCGGUCAUAUCGCCAUCAAGACGACCAAUGCGGCAACCCUGACAUCGGCAACAGGAGCAGUAGCUGCAGCUGCAGCAGCCGUGGCUCAGAUCCAAUCGGCAGGAGCCGUGAACCUAAUGACCCACGGCGGAGCAUCCCUUACCCAGACCACGAUCCAUGCCCUGCAACAGCAGGCGACGCCACCGCAGUCGCAAUCUCCGGGCGGUGGUCAUGUCCAUGUGAGUGUGACUAGCUCUCCGGCGUCAAGUGCCGUGGUGACCGGCCAACAGCCACCGGGCAUCUCCGUGUCGGCGCAUAACGUGCCGCGAGACUACUCGAGAGAUCGAGAAAGAGCCACCAUAACCCCCACGGGCCAAGUGGCAGGUGGCGCGGCCAACGCGAAUGCCGCCGCCAGUAUUGUGGUCGGCGGACCUCCGACGCCGAAUUCUUUGAGUGAGUUGAGUCCCCACGGAGGAGCAGGAAGUGGUCCGGGAGCGGGAGCGGCCCAGCACAAUCUGCAUCACAUCCAGCAGGCGCACCAAUCGAUUCUCCUAGGGGAAACGGGCCAGCAGAACCAGCCGGUGGAGUUCAAUCACGCCAUAACCUAUGUAAAUAAGAUCAAGAACCGUUUCCAAAAUCAGCCGGCCAAGUACAAGAAAUUCCUGGAAAUUCUGCAUGCCUAUCAAAGGGAGCAGAAGGCCAUGAAGGAGGGCAGCCUGAUCCAGGGUAAAAUGCUCACCGAGCAGGAGGUGUACACGCAGGUGGCGAAGCUCUUUGGCCAGGACGAGGAUUUGCUGCGGGAGUUUGGCCAAUUUCUGCCCGAUGCCACCAACCAUCAGUCGGGGCAGUACAUGUCCAAGUCGGCAUCUGUGCACAACGAUCAUGGCAAGCGGCCCACGGCCACUUUGAGCGGUGGAGCCCACAUCACCAUGUCCUCGGCAUCCCCAGCACCGGGAGGUUCCCCCCUGCAUCUGGGUGGCGGCGCAGCGACAAUCCCGCAGAUCGACAACAGUGCCCAUGCAGCGGCCAUCGGAAAUCUGUCGGCGGUGAACACUAGUGUCAGCAUCAAGACGUACAACAAUAACCAGCAACAGCAGAAUCAUGUGAUUGGUUCCGGCUUGAAUUCGACGACUCGAAACGAUGUCCUCUUUGAGAAAGACUUUCACCCGAGUCUGCAGCAGCAAGCGCACCAGCGAGGAGCCGGAGUGGGUGGCCAUCACCACCUGGCCGGAACUCCAGCGGGUGCCAAUAUCGGGCGGCCCGGUGUUGGAGCCAGUGUAAUGGUCGCCUUCGAUAAGGAGCACCGCAACAAUCAUCACGUGCAGAAGUACGUGGGACACGCGCCGAAUGCAAACCUUUCGCAUGGCCACAAUGCCAAGAAGUCGCCCAGUUAUGGCCUCACCUCGGUGAUUGGUUCCAUGCCGCACAUGUCGGAGAACUCUCUCGAUCGCAGCUCGCCGGGAAUCAAUUAUCCCACGCCGCCGCUGCCCUCCGGUCAUCAUGGACAGCACAAUUCCGGCUCAGCUUCGAGGCGUCCGGGCGACGACAGUUUGGCCGGGCACUAUGCCAGUGGAGCACCACCCGCUAAGCGACCGAAGCCUUAUUGUCGGGAUGUGAGCUUUUCGGAGGCCUCGAGCAAGUGCACCAUCUCGGACGCCGCCUUCUUCGACAAAGUGCGCAAGGCGCUGAGAAGUCCAGAGGUCUACGACAAUUUCCUUCGAUGCCUGACUCUGUUCAACCAGGAGAUCGUCUCCAAAACGGAGCUCCUGGGUCUGGUAUCUCCGUUCCUGAUGAAGUUUCCCGAUCUGCUCCGAUGGUUCACCGACUUUCUGGGCCCGCCGUCCGGUCAAGCGGCUGGCGGUUUGAUCGAUGGCAUGCCGUUGGCUGCCACGCAACGGCAGGGAGGCGGUAGCAGCAAUAGUUCCCAUGAUCGGGGCAGCAGCCACCAGAGCGCCGCGGAGUAUGUCCAGGAUGUGGAUUUGUCAUCGUGCAAGCGACUGGGUGCCUCGUACUGUGCGCUGCCCCAGUCCACGGUGCCCAAGAAGUGCAGCGGACGGACAGCUCUCUGCCGGGAGGUGCUCAACGACAAGUGGGUCUCCUUCCCCACGUGGGCCAGUGAGGAUUCCACUUUCGUGACAUCGAGGAAAACCCAGUUCGAGGAGACAAUCUACAGGAAUAUUCACAGAACGGAGGACGAGCGCUUCGAGCUGGACCUGGUCAUCGAGGUGAACAGUGCCACGAUCCGUGUGCUCGAGAAUGUCCAGAAGAAGAUGUCGCGCAUGUCCACCGAGGAGUUGGCCAAGUUUCACCUGGACGAUCACCUGGGUGGCACAUCGCAAACGAUACACCAGCGGGCCAUCCAUCGCAUCUAUGGCGACAAGUCCGGGGAGAUUAUUCAGGGCAUGAAGAAGAACCCAUCGGUGGCAGUGCCCAUCGUACUAAAGCGACUGAAAGUCAAGGAGGAGGAGUGGCGAGAAGCGCAAAAGACCUUCAACAAGCAAUGGCGGGAGCAGAACGAAAAGUAUUACCUUAAGUCUCUCGAUCACCAAGCCAUCAACUUCAAGCCUAACGACAUGAAGGCCUUGCGUUCGAAGAGUCUGUUCAACGAGAUCGAGACGCUGUACGAUGAGCGGCACGACCAGGACGACGACGCAAUGGAACCGUUUGGGCCGCAUCUCGUGCUGCCGUACAAGGACAAGACCAUUCUGGACGAUGCCGCCAACCUGCUGAUCCACCACGUGAAACGCCAGACUGGCAUCCAGAAGCAGGAGAAGCAGAAGAUCAAGCAGAUCAUCCGUCAAUUUGUGCCUGACCUCUUCUUUGCGCCGCGGCAGCCCUUGAGCGACGAUGAGCGAGAGGACGCCUUUCCAUUUUUGGUAGAUGACAAUACGAAAAUGGACGUUGACUCGCCUCUUGGUCGAACGGAGUCCACGUCGGCCAGAAAUGCCAAGAGUACGCCUAGCGAAGGUGCCUCACCGGCGCGCAGCAAUGCAAGCAGCAGCAGCGGAACACCGGCCGGUAUUAAGAAAGAGACUGACGACCCAAAGGCUGGCAGUGGACCUGCUGCAGCGGCGUCCGCAACAACGUCAUCUUCGGCGGACGAUGCGACACCAUCAACAUCCUCGGCAGCGGCGGCAGCAGCAGCAGCGUCAUCAUCCUCUGCAUCCGGUUCAGAAUCGAAAGCGAAAGAUGAGCCGAAUUCCGCGCACCGAGAUGAAGGAGCAGGCAUCAGCACCGCCGGAGCUGUCUCCAGCCCCAGGCACACUCAAGACUCGGGAGCACCAGGCGGCGAUGUGGAAAUCAAGGUGGAGCAUCCGGCGGAGUUUGCUAACCCCAAGCUAUUGCCUCCCCACGCACACGGACAGCAUGAAGACGAAUCCUAUUCGCUUUUCUUCGCCAACAACAACUGGUAUUUGUUUCUGCGACUACAUGCGAUCCUGUGCGAUCGCCUCCACGUCAUGUACGAGCGGGCGCGACUGCUGGCCAUUGAGGAGGAGCGGUGUCGGGCCAACCGGAGGGAGAGCACCGCCACAGCGCUCAGGCUGAAGCCCAAGCCAGAGAUUCAAGUUGAGGACUACUAUCCGACCUUUCUCGACAUGCUCAAGAAUGUCCUGGACGGGAACAUGGACUCGAAUACGUUCGAGGAUACGAUGCGGGAAAUGUUUGGCAUCUACGCUUACAUCUCUUUCACGCUGGAUAAGGUUGUCUCGAAUGCCGUUCGUCAGCUGCAAUAUUGUGUAACAGAGCGGGCCGCUCUGGAUUGCGUGGAGUUGUUUGCCACCGAGCAGAGGCGCGGCUGCACCGGCGGACUCUGUCGAGAUGCGCACAAGACCUUCGAGCGGGAGAUGUCCUAUCAGCGGAAGGCGGAGAGCAUUCUCAACGACGAGAACUGCUUCAAGGUGUACAUUUACAAGAUCGAUUGCCGAGUAACCAUCGAGCUGCUCGACUCGGAGCCCGAGGAAUUGGACAAGCCGGCUGCGCUGAAGGCCCAGAAGUUCAGCAAGUAUGUGGAACGACUGGCGAAUCCGGGUCUUGGCAGCGGCGGCGGCGGGAACGGUGCUGGCUCGAGUUCGGCGCUGGCCAACGACAACAUUGUGGAGGCGUCCGAUAUCAAGACGGAGGAGGAGGAAGAUACUGCCGAGUUGCGCCACAGAGGAGGUGGAAUCGGCGGUGGAGGAGCUCGCAAGGCGCGCUUCUUGCUGCGCAACAAGCGCCGGUCGCAGCUGCACGAGGAGCAAGUGCGUCAGUUGUUCGAGCAGAAGCAGAAUCAGAAUCAGAAUCGCAGCGAGCAACAGGCGACUGCAGCAGGGGUGGCCGUGGAAUCCGUCACCGGCGACAAUAUCAUCUCGAGCAGCAGUGCCUCUGGAGUCGGCGGCGGCGGUAACAAUAAUAAUAACAACAACAGCUGGGGCGGCAAACGUCUGCCGGAGCGUCUGGGAGCACCGCAGGUGGGCCUGGCCGAGCAGUACGCCUUCAACGAUCGCGACGAGAUCACCACAAACGCCAGCAACGGGCGAUGCUUUGUGUACAGCAAGAAUCUCAAGCUACUCAAGUACGAUGCAGUGCGUCGUGCCAAGAAGAGUCAUUGCCGCGUCACUCGAGCUAAAUACGCUCGCUUCCAGAACUACGUUAACAAGUGGCUGCAGCAGCAGGUCAGCGAGCAACUGCAGCAGAACUGCAUCGACUGGCUGCUGGGCAAGACGCCGGACCAGAUCAACGCAAGCGGCUGGGGUUCCGCCAGCAAGACAAAGACGAUACAGCAAAAGGACACGUCGAAGACGCCUUAUCGUAUCUACAACAGGUACAAGGUGGUGCAGAGCGCAGUCAGCGGGUUGAUAAGUGGCUCUGCCUCGACGCCAGACGGAGCCGUUCCGGCGGUUAAUUCCGUCCCGUCAGGCUCCUCAGCAUCUGCGGUGGGCAACGCACUGGCCUCGACGACCGUGUCUUCGACCUCCCACGCGAUGUGCAACAGCAGCAUUUUGUCCGCGGACUCGACUACCAACGCCAAUGCAACACCACAGCAGCAACAUUGCAAUAGCGCAGCAGCUGCAGCAUCGGCCACCACAAACGCGGAGGCACUGCAGCAGGUGCGACCAAUGGAGAGCUAACCGGCAAGGACGGCAGCAACAACAUCAGGAGCAGCAGUCGCUGCUUGGCCGGACUCGCUUACAUGACGAUAAAGAGAAUAACUAAAGAGGAUUAGCCUGUAUUCGAUGGCAAGUUUGGUUUUAAAUGUGAUACCAGUUCCUGGACGCGCGGUCAUCGAGAUUGCAGCUAUACCGACCCAACAGCGACUGGUGCAAGUUCGGCAUGGCGAUUGGGUGGGCACUGGAUGUUUUAACGAAAGGAAGGAAAACUCUUUUUCAUUUUGUACAAAAAGUCAUUUAAUCUUAGGCGAUUUGCUCCUAAUUAAGAAUUUUAUAGGCUUACAUUGCAUUAGUUUUACUCUGACAGCGUAUUGUUUUACUGAUGCGCUUUUAGUUUUUAGGGUUUAAAGUCGAUAGCAAACCACACACACACACACAAACACACCUUAAACACAAUCGCAAGCCCACAUGAGAUGAGUCACGUUUCUUUUUAAAGUUUUGUGCACUGCAAACCGAUCGAGACAGUUGUGUUAGUUUUUAGGAUUCGGAACACGUCUGUUUAGCGUUUUAACAUUUUAUAAAAGAAACCAAGCCCUUAUAUUUUUACAUAAAUGUAACGUAUUUUUUAUACAAAUCAAACAGAAACCCAUACACAAACCUUGUACAAUUCCUUGUGAAUACUAUUGAUUAUAAUUUACGCGUUUAAGGUCAUUAAAAUAAGUUGUAAAAACGUAAUGAACAGAUUAAAACAAAAGUUUAUCAAAAGUGAA
Drosophila ficusphila is the source of this 7784-nucleotide messenger RNA. RefSeq names its product paired amphipathic helix protein Sin3a (gene Sin3A). Gene Ontology annotation, cellular component: chromatin. Bases 802 to 7035 code for a protein of 2077 amino acids. Gene Ontology annotation, biological process: negative regulation of transcription by RNA polymerase II. The record is from RefSeq and is a predicted model, not a curated record. The transcript has 12 exons. Lineage: Eukaryota; Metazoa; Arthropoda; Insecta; Diptera; Drosophilidae. Gene Ontology annotation, molecular function: transcription corepressor activity.